AUGGCCGCUUUAUUCUGUCUUGAGCCUAGUGCUGAUUAUUGUGAUGAUCAUGAUGACUUAGAAAAAUCGAACGCGAACAACAAAAAAGACUGUGAACAUGUGAAAACAAUACUGAAUCAAUGUAAGUAUAUAGUUUCACUACCACGAAAAGACACGUUUGGUAAAUGUACUUAUGAAAUAGGUUAUCAUACUGCUCAUGAAUCAAUUGAAGUAGUUCAAACAUUCUGUGAUAUUCACACUCAGGGUUCAACUCAUUUGAAAAGUUUUUCAACAACAAGUCUAAAACAAAACUAUGAUGAACGAACAAAAAGCUCUCUAUCGGCCGUUUUUCAACUGGCUGUGCAGACUGCUGUUGCUAUAAGUGACCCUCUUGUCAAAGAUAGUCAAACGACAAUCAGUAGUCUCAAGGAUUGGGUAAAAGCGAACUAUUCAGAUAAAAACCAUCGUCGGGCAGCUGACUAUAAAUGGGAAUUGAAAGAAGCUCAUGAACCGGUUGAAAAGUGCAAACGAAAAGUGGAUAAUAAAACGAAGCAAUGGAAUCGACAAAUCAAAGACUUAAAUCGACUAAAAACAAAAAUGAAUUGUGCCACCGAACGAAAUCGUUCAUCCUUGAUCGAAAAGCAGGAAAUAUCCAAACAACUUUGUGAAAUUAUUGAAAAUCAAUUAGUUGUUCUAGAUCAAAAUUUAAGACGAGAAGAGAGAAAAUAUCGCCAUGAAGCGGCUAAGAUUCUUUCAACAUGUCAGGAUAUUCAAGUGAGACAACUGAGUGAAAUUAACGAGAUAUUGAAGAGGUUUAUUCAAGCAGUUAAAGAGAUAAAUAUUGGAAAAUCGAUUAAUAACAGCAGUCAGCAUCAGGUUGCUGGUCGACUACAAACGAAAACUGUUCAAGAGCAUACUGUUAGACAAACUUUGUAUGUAGCAAAUCAGUCCACUCGUCGACAACGUACUGUAGCGCAAGAAGAAACAGCUGUUUAG
Molecule: messenger RNA, 975 nt
Organism: Didymodactylos carnosus
Lineage: Eukaryota; Metazoa; Rotifera; Eurotatoria; Philodinida; Philodinidae
Source: the annotation of a GenBank genome assembly